This is a messenger RNA of Geodia barretti, 712 nucleotides long. The record is from the annotation of a GenBank genome assembly. Lineage: Eukaryota; Metazoa; Porifera; Demospongiae; Tetractinellida; Geodiidae.
GUUAAUGAAACCACAUUCGAAGGCUCGACAAUCCUUGAGGGCUGGGCACAGUAUUUUGAGAACUUAGGUGCAUCUUCCAUCCCACCUGCUGAAGACCUAGCCUGCCGCCUAGAGAUCUUUCAAUUAUUCCAGAGUCUCCCUGAUGUUGAACCAGACUUGAUCUGUGCAGUAGAAGUUGGAACGCUGAUAUCCUCCCUCCCCAAAGGGAAGGCUGCUGGCCCUGAUUACCUCAGUAAUGAACAUCUGAUUUUCUCACACCCCAUAAUUGCCAACACUCUAGAAAUUCUUUUCAAUGCCAUCCUGAUAUCAGGUCACAUCCCAUCUAUAUUCCAUCAAGGCCUCAUCGUCCCCAUCCCCAAGCGGAGGAAUUCUGAUCUGUCCAACCCCUCCAACUUCAGAGGCAUAACUCUUCUGUCAGUCAGUAGUAAAGUAUUUGAGAAACUCAUCUUGACUCGUCUCUCCACUAAAUCGCCACUGAUCCACCCACUACAAGGAAGCUAUCCGGUCGUUACGUGAUCAGAAGAAGAAAGCUUAUGUGGCAUUCCUUGAUGCGAAGAAGGCAUUUGAUACAAUGGUCUGCUCCUAAAGCUACUCCAGUUCGAGUUUCCCAAGUAUCUGUGGAUUAUUGUUCACAACUGGUACCAUCACUGCACCUCAUCUGUUCUGUGGAACUCCAACACCUCCCGUUCUUUCCCAGUACAGCAGGGGGUGC